Molecule: messenger RNA, 3790 nt
Organism: Schistosoma curassoni
Lineage: Eukaryota; Metazoa; Platyhelminthes; Trematoda; Strigeidida; Schistosomatidae
Source: the annotation of a GenBank genome assembly
AGGCAUUUAUCGCGUUGACAUGUGAGGAAGGACCUUGGUGCCAGGAAAAUUAAAUCUCCAAUCUACACGAUUUAGGCAUUUAGUUGUUGAAAAAAAGCGAAUUCCAGCCAAGAACUUCUACUCUGAAUAUGACUGGUAACCAAGAACAUCAUGAAGAUGAACGGCCAAAACAAGAUAAUAACUCAAUACUGUCCUCGAAUAAUAAUGAAACAACCUCAAAACACUCUGAAUUCUAUAAGAAACUGCCGUUACUUUUAUUCAUUAUGGCCUAUAUAUCAUUUUGUUGUCUUGGUGCACUUUGUUUAACCCUACUAGAACGACCUACAGAAAGACUAGAAAGAUUGCGCUUACACGCUUCACAAAUCAAUUUUUUGAGGACUAAUCCAUGUGUAUCAAGUGAAGAACUUCAGAAGUUUGUUAGUUAUAUUGUAUCAGCCACAAAAAUGGGUAUAUCAAUGACACCAAUUAAAAAUAUUAGCAAAUAUGACUUACUGAGCAUUCCUAAAAAUUGGCACGAAAAUUUUUAUUUGGAAAUGAAUGCUGAAGUAAAUGCUCAACUGGAAUCAAUCGCUAGACGUAUUCUAACUGAAGAAGAAAUAAAUAACAGCAGUUGGAACUUUUAUGAAUCAGUAUUUUUUGUGAUAACAGUUAUUACAACUAUAGGUUAUGGAACAAUCAGUCCAGUUACCAUAUACGGCAAAGCUUUUUGUAUAUUUCUGGUUGCUGUUGGAAUUCCAAUGAAUGUGAUCCUGGUUUCCGUACUAGCUUCUUUGUGCAUGCCCAUUAUUCGCAAGUCACGAAAUGCCCUAGUUGAUUUUUAUUCUUAUUCAAGCGAUCAUGAUACAUAUCAUAACAAGCAUAAUAAAAAUUGGAAACAUUCAAAUUUCAAUUCUUUAAGCGGACAUAGGAAAAGUAUGGAAGAUAUUAAACCAUACCUAAAUAAGGAAAAUAAACAUAGAGUUUCAAAAUUGUUUUUCAAGCUUAAAUCUCUUUUCCGACGACAAGGUAAUGCUCCAGACGGACGAAGUGAAUCGAGUGUGCUUCAUAGAUCGUUAUCCAACAGUCGUUUAUCGAAUAACAUCGUGAAAAAAAAUCAUCCACCAACAGUAUGCAAUAUCACUGAGCCAAAGAAUGUCGUCGAAAAUGACGGAUUAUCAAAUAAAACUGCCUCAGUGACUUCCUUAUCAACAUCUUUAUCAACAAACAAGACUCAAUCUCAAAGUUCUCUGACAAUAAAAACAGAAAAUUAUCCAAAAGAUUUUAAUAAUGAUGAAAACGAUCAUGAAAUCUCAAAGCAUGAGCAAUCAAAUAAACCAAUAUUAUCUAUUAUGAAACAUCAUGAACUUCAUAUAAAUAAUGACAUAUCAAUGAAUCCCAGUUUAGCUUCGGUAAAAAUUAACAGGCCGAAAACGGUACUUGGUCACACUAAUGUACCGAAAAAAUUAACACAUAAAGUUUCUUUAAGUUUUGCAGCAAAUAACCAACCAGAUGCAGCUGACAACAGAAUAAAUCAGCUGGACACAACUCAAUCAUCUCCUAGUCAAUUCAGUGGACACACUGAAAAAGAAACUUAUGUAAAAAACGUUGAUAAACCAGCUCGACAUUCAUUGAGUGAAAUAUUUAGAGAAGUAACACAAAAUACAUGUAAUCUUAAUGAUUGCUUUUCUACAGAAACUUCACUAGCUGAUCGUGCUCAUAUUUCUUGCAUAGCAUUUCUACAUUACUUGUUAUCUAGAAGUGAUUUGGCUUUAACUACACAAGUUAAACUUUCACAAUUUCGAUAUGUGAAUGUACAUCAUGGUAUAUUUCGUUUACGAUUAUUACAUUUCUUCAUUGUAUUUUGUGUAGUAAUUACAUGCUCAGUACUUAUACCUGGGAUUAUAUUUACAUAUUUAGAACAGAAUUGGACAUAUUUUGAUGCAAUUUACUUUUGUAUCAUAUCACUUAGUGCAGUUGGUUUUGGUGAUAUGGUUGCAAGUGAAAGUAAAGACAGCAGUGCAUCAUCAUUAGUAACGAUAUUAUAUGUGAAGAAUAUUUACAGAGUAAUGACUGCAAGUGAGUCCCAUAUAUUUAAUCAUUCUUUGGAUACUUGACUGAUAUAUUUUUUGGAAACAGAUCACAUAAUAUAAAGACCUUGUGUAAAGUGCUACUAAAUUUCUCUAUUGACCAGAAAUGUGUAUAUUCAAGUCUCAGGAAAUUCAUAUUUCUAAUAUGGCGACAUAAAAUAACGUGUCACAUUUCAUAGUCUUAGUAGUAAAAAUAAUAAGUUAGUAUAUUGUUUACAUUUAUUAAUGUACUUUCCAAGAACAUUUUCAAAUUAGACUGCUAUAGAGCUGAAUUCUCAACUAAAUGUCGUACUUUUUUAUUCUCUUUAGCACCAUAUUAAUUCGUUGUACCACCAUAUUUAUACACAAUAUGUGAUGUUAAUAUAUUUCUCAAAAGUUAAUUGGGGAGUCUCCAUUGAAAUGCAACUAUUAUUUUAAAGUUGUCUUUUGAUUGCAUUAUAUUCUUAAUCUCAAUACCAAACAUAUCAAUUGAAUAGUUUUGCUUCAGUGAAAACGUAAGCAGGUCGUAAAUCUACCCCUCUAAUGGCUCACUGUUGCCAUAAAAACGACAACCUCAAAAGUACUUCCAAGUUUAAAGAAAUUUAAAUUUCACUUAUAACCUAAAAUUAAGACAGCGGAAGAAACCUACUUCAUUAUCACGAAAAAAAUAAGCUAUUCAGCUAUGGAAAUUUUAUUCUCAACAAUGUCAGCUGUCAAAGAUGUACAAUCGUAUUUAUGGGUCACUUUACACACAGCUUCUAAUAGCAAAGAGAGGUGUUGCAUUAUUUACCGAAGCUAAUAAAAAUCAUCGAAUGUUUUUGAAUACUGAGCAAACGUUCGCUUAUAGUUUUUAAGGUGAAGAAACAUACUUACACCUGUUACCCCUUUGUGGAGAUAUAUAGGCCUCCCACCAGCAUUGUCCAUCGAACCGUAGAGAAGUAACAUAAAAACAACUUACGAAGGGAAAACAGCUGUCCAUUCUAAGAAUCUAAAAAGGAUACAGGAUCAAACAUCAAGGGGAAACCACAAUCUUUAAAAUUAGGAUUGUCAGGAACAUCAUAAAGUUAAGAAUUGCCCAUUUCUGUCUUGUAUAGUAAAGCAAAUUCAAGUCGGUGAACAAAGUUAUGAUCCGAACUCCUGCUAAUCCAGUUUUUUUUAUUUUGAAAACGCUCUUAUAAGACAAUUCCAGUAGAGUUACGUGACCAAAGUUAACUAUGUGUUCAAUAAUUCAAUCAUUAACUGGUUGAUAACCACUCCAGAUAGUACUAGGACACGCGGUCAUAAAGUUCACGCUUUUGCAAUCAAUAUAGCCUACUACCUAAGAACAAAUAAAAUGACAAAUAAACACUAUGUUCACUCAAAGUCGCAGUUUAUCCUUAAUACUACACCCCCCGACCAAACAUCUAUUCGAGUGACAAAUUCAGAGCUCAGCAAAAUAAAAAUUAUUUCAUUGCAUCUUGAUGGCUGGUUUUCAGAAUUUUUGCUGCUGGGCGCUGUUCGAAUUCAAUAUUCAUGAACAAAAUCUAUUUCAGUAUCGUAAGAGCUUUCCCAAAUUGAAGUUUUGAUUUCAAAUUACGUUUGAUGAACCUGUGGGGCCUACCAAUAUCCAUAAAUAUUUGCUGAAUUUAAUCAAUCAAUUAUUGAUUUUCGCUUUCAUAGCUUUGUAGAUAAAGUGCGCAAUUAACACAUUCUAAAAAUAUGUAUGUUCAACUGGACUUUAGUUUAUUUAGUGUUGGGAACCACAU